Solea senegalensis (Senegalese sole) is the source of this 2335-nucleotide messenger RNA. RefSeq names its product sodium channel and clathrin linker 1 (gene sclt1). Bases 168 to 2264 code for a protein of 698 amino acids. The record is from RefSeq and is a predicted model, not a curated record. The transcript is spliced from 22 exons. NCBI's taxonomy places the organism in Eukaryota, Metazoa, Chordata, Actinopteri, Pleuronectiformes, Soleidae. Gene Ontology annotation, biological process: clustering of voltage-gated sodium channels; cilium assembly. Gene Ontology annotation, cellular component: centriole.
UACGGAACCAUUUCAACAGAGCGCCUCUUCGCUGCCAUUGGUUGUUAUUUGUUUGCUUUGAAACGGACGGCGCAACAGAGCUGCGGAACAAAAAUAUCAAUCGUUUACUUUGCAUUUUAAACAAUUUUCUGAAAGAGAAUACAUUUAUAACACCCAUAAGCGCCAUAAUGUUGUACUCUGCUGCAAUUCAGACCAACCCCUCUGUCAACAUGGAAGCAGAAGUUGAGUUCCUGCGUGAUCAAGUCGACAGGUUAAAUUCUGCUUUAAGCCAGUACCAGCAUGGUCGCCACAAUCAAUCAACUUCAUCUCGGGUUGAGGGGGAAAGACCAGCCGGGUCUCCAACACACUGGAUUGCAGACAGAAGUAUGAUGGCUCCUCUGAUAGCAGAGUAUGAUCAACAUGUGGAUGAAAUGACGGAGAAGCUGCAGCGAUACCAGGCCCAAAUGGCAGAUGUCAAAGCAAAGUUGGAGAGGGUUGUCAAAGAAAAUGAAAGGCUGCAUGCUGAGCUAAGGGAGUCUGUGGAGAAGCAGCUGCAUGCUCUGCCCAUGGCCUCAGGACUGGAGGGCAGCUCACAGGAGGAGGAAGCAGUCAUCAGAAACCUCCAGGAGCAGAUCCAGCUGUCUGAGCAGGAGCGGGCUCAGGCCAUGGAGUUGUGGCAGGCGGCAGCUCUGGAGCUGGACCGCCUCCAGCAGGUCUACCAGAAGACCAUAUCGGAUGGACAGAUUCAUGAUGCUCAGAGACAACAGCUCAAGGAUCAGCUUGUUCAGUUCCAGCAGCACUCACACAAACUCCAAGUCACCAAUCAGAAAUUGGAAUCGACCAACCAGCAGCUUCUCAAGACAGUAACAGAGCAAAGUACAGAGAUGGAGCAACUACACAUCCAGCUCAGGCAAACUAAGGCAGAACUGAGGACGGCCACAGCCAAAGUGGAUGAGCUCACCAAAUUAUUGCAGAAUGUCCAAGACAAGAUGCAGAGAUGGGAGGAGGAUGUAGUGCAGUCCCGGGGCAGAGAGGAAGCGGCCGACAGACGGCGCCAACAGCUCCAGGCAGCCUUGAGCCAGCUAGAGACCAGGCUAAAGGUUACAUCUCAAGAGGCAGAGUCCUUUCGCAGAGAGCAAGUGGUGUGGGAGAGAAAACUGGGUGAACUCCAGGCACGUUGCACCACCGUCGAAGAAGAGAAGUAUGAGACCAUGGACAAAUUACGAGAGAGUAUUCAGAUGGCUGAGGAAGCUGCACUGCAAAAGGACCAGGCCUUGUUAAGAGAGAAACAGAAGAUAGAAGAACUAGAGAAGACAAAGGAGGCCAUCAAACAGUUGAUCCAGGAUGCUGCAGUCCACACCAGAAAAGCGGUAGGAAAUGUGCGCAAGCAGUGUAAUGUUCAGAUCCAACGUAUGGCUGAGGAGCUGACUGCACUACAGCUGGAGUGUGCAGAUAAAGAGUCUCAGAUUGAAAGGUCUAUGCGCGAGAGGAAAGCUGUAGAGGAGGAACUGGAGAAGGUGUAUAAGGAGGGCAGGGCAGAACCAGAGUUCAGGAAGAUUGAUGCUCUUCAUCAGAGGUGUCUGAAUGCAGAGAGGAUGAAGGAAGACAUGAGCCUCACUCUGCAAAGCACCCAGAACAAACUAAAAAAAAUGGACAUGGACUAUAGUGAGAAACUAUCCCGGUGCCAAGAGGAAGUGCAGCGGUUGCAGGACUCUCUGGCUGCAGCCAGGGACGACUGUGUUGGCAUCAGCGAGGAGCGGCUCCAACUGCAACAAGAGAACUUGCAGCUCCGCAGGGAAAUGGAUGAGCUGCGCAAAGCCACACUGCUGGUCCAGAAGAAGGCCAAACAGCAAGUGUCACAGAUGGAGCAUGAGUAUAGCCUAAAGGAGCAGGGACUUGAAGCGCGGGUGAGGGAGCUGGAAGAGAGCAGCCGGAGCUCCACUGUUGAUCUGACACGCCUCCUUACAGCGCAGCAGAAAAGCAGUCAGCGCUGGAAGGAAGAGUCUAAAAACCUGGUCCAGGCCUUUGAGACUAAAACUGCUGGCCUCAAGGCAGAGCUGAGUCGACAGAAGCAGCGCUCACACGACCUAGAGUUGCAGCUUGAAACAAAUCAUAAUACCAUUUCCGAGUACGAGAGACGGCUUGUAGAGCAUCAAGAGAAGUCCACUCGUCUCCAGAGACGACUGACACAAGCUGAACAAAGGGCAGCCACUGCUGCGCAACAGCUGAAUCUACUAGCAUUGCAAAGAAGAAAAACCUCCACUAAUGAUUUAGACACUGAAUAAAGUUUACUAGUCCAAACUAUGUCAUAUUUUGUUUUUUAAUUAUGUCAUUAUUGGCAGCAACAUGUUUAAAU